AUGGAUUCAGUUUUUCGGUUUCUAGGGUCGGUUUCUCGGUUUAUGGGUUCAACCCGGGUUUUGGGUUUAAACCCAUUUUUCAGUAAAUAAGAGGAAACGUUAGAGCGACUGCAAACAAACGUAUCACGAACACCUAAGAUAGAAGUCAUCAUCCGCUCACGGCCUUUCCACAAACCAACAAGCAAAAUCCAUUGUUUGCCGCAAACAGAUUUGAGUUUGAUCUAUCAAGAGUUAGGUACAUGUAGCAAUAUCAUGGCAACAAUUGAACAAAAAUUUCCACGUUCUUCAUAUCCAACCGCUGACAUGGACAACAAAAAUCCCUUCAUCGACAACUAUGCUGAUUCCAUGUGGGCUGUUCCAAAAGACCAAACUACCCUCCAUCAGCCCACAAGGUCCACAAAACAAGACCACCCAUACGACCUCUCCCACGACUCUGAAGAUUUCAUCGAUGAAGAUUACUACGAAUCCGGUGAUGAAUAUCAAAAAUCCAUUGACCAAACUACCCCUGAAGUAAACUUAAAAAACGUAUUAACUGGAAUAGUAGCAAUUGUCACUGGUCGAAACAAAGACACAACCGAAAACACUCCCAAUUCCGAUGUUUCAUUCAUGGGUUCCGAAACAAACGGAGACACUUACAUUCAUCCAUCCGUUUACAUUCCGAGCGCCCCACCUCUCUUAGAACCAACCGGAAUCAACUAUUCCGCUUACAAAGAAGUCUUGGAAUCCGAACCACCGGAAUGGCUUCGUGACAGCUCAGCUUCCGUCUGCAUGCAAUGCAAUGCCCCUUUCACAGCCCUCACACGUGGCAGACACCAUUGUCGAUUCUGUGGUGGCAUAUUCUGUAGAGCAUGUUCAAAGGGAAGAUGCUUGUUACCUGUUAAAUUCAGAGAGAGAAAUCCCCAAAGAGUGGCGAAACAUGAUGUCGUGGACUGGACUUGUACGCGUGGAUGGUUGAAUCUUCCGGUUGGGGUUUCCAUGGAGCAUGAGAUAUAUAAGUCCUCAAGUACUUUGAGGGGUUACUGUAAUGCUGCGAGGGUAAAUCCGGAAAGAUCUAUUCCUGCUGCAGUUAUGAAGGGUGCUAAAGGUCUUGCUAUUUUAACUGUUGCUAAAGUUGGAGUUUUGGUUACUUACAAGAUUGGUACUGGUUUGGUUUUGGCUCGAAGGUCAGAUGGUUCAUGGUCUGCACCUUCUGCUAUUGUUUCAGGUGGCCUAGGGUGGGGCCCACAGGUUGGGGGGGAACUUAUGGACUUUAUAAUUGUGCUUCAUGAUUUUAAAGCUGUGAAAACGUUCUGUUCGCGAAUGCAUUUUUCUCUUGGAGCUGGUUGUAGUGCUGCAGCGGGACCCGUUGGGAGGGUUUUGGAAGCUGAUGUGAGAGCGGGUGAUAGAGGAUCUGGAAUGUGUUAUACUUAUAGUUGUAGCAAAGGUGCAUUUGUUGGAGUGUCAUUGGAAGGGAAUGUUGUUGCAACAAGGAUGGAUGCUAAUCUACAGUUUUAUGGGGAUCCGUAUUUGACAACGAGUGAUAUACUUCUUGGAACUGUGGAGAGGCCCAAGGCUGCUGAACCAUUGUAUGAUGCGCUUGAAGUUCUUUACUCUAAACUUCAGUGUUGAUGUUGGACCUUGUUAAUGAUCUAUAUGUACAUAUUUCAUAUUUCUGGUGUAUAAAAUCUCUUCAUCCCAAAGAUCCAAACUUAGUUGAAACUUGAAACUACUUGUUACAACUUGACAUUUUAUGAUUUAAGGAAAUACAUGCUUGCAAAUUGCAAUUAUGUCAUGUUUAUUUGUGAAACUGGAGAUUUACAGAGUGCUAAUUUUAAAUGUGGUUUGUGGUGG
Messenger RNA from Lactuca saligna, 1830 nucleotides. NCBI's taxonomy places the organism in Eukaryota, Viridiplantae, Streptophyta, Magnoliopsida, Asterales, Asteraceae. The record is from the annotation of a GenBank genome assembly.